Spirodela intermedia is the source of this 1105-nucleotide messenger RNA. The record is from the annotation of a GenBank genome assembly. Lineage: Eukaryota; Viridiplantae; Streptophyta; Magnoliopsida; Alismatales; Araceae.
AUGGUUUCUGCAGGCCAAGCGAGGACCGUGGUUGGCAUCUUGGGUGGGUCAGAUUCUCUCACUAGAAUUCGCCGACUUAGCACACAAAGCUCACCAGCUCUCGUCUGACGCAGGUAACACGGUGUCUCUGGGGCUGUUCCUCUCCCCGGUGUAAGCCACCGCCGACCUUCUUCCUCAGCAUGGAACGACCUCUCUCUCUCUCUCUCUCUCUCUCUCUCUCUAAAGGUUUCUCUCUAUCUUACCAGGCCGACGUUCGCGGCCAUAUGCAGGAACAAGUCGGUGGAGCAGUUUUCGCCGGCGCCGUACCUGGCGAGCCUCCUCAACUGCAUGCUGUGGGUGCUCUACGGGCUCCCCUGCGUGCACCCACAUAGCACCCUCGUCCUCACGAUCAACGCCACCGGCGCCGCCGUCGAGCUCGCCUACGUCCUCCUCUUCCUCCUCCACUCCACCCGCCGCCAGCGCCUGCGAGUUCUCGCCGCCCUGCUGGCGGAGCUCCUCUUCGUCGUGGCGGCGGCGGCGAUCGUCCUCACGCUCGCUCACACCCACCAGCGCCGCUCCCUCGUCAUCGGCAGCCUCUGCGUCUUCUUCGGCACGCUGAUGUACGCCGCCCCGCUCUCCGUCAUGGUCAGCACCGCAAAACCCAGUACAUACGAGCCUCAAGCUCAGCUUUAAUGGCGGAUCUGACGACUCUCCCUUGCAGAAGCUGGUGCUGGAGACGAAGAGCGUGGAGUUUUUGCCGCUCGGCCUGUCCCUCGCCUCCUUCCUCAACGGGGUCUGCUGGACUUCCUACGCCCUAAUCCGCUUCGACCUCUUCAUCACUGUGAGCGACCCUCACUCGUUCUGUCCACAUUCAAUGAUAUGUUUACUUCUGCUCUAAUCUAACAUGAUUUGGCAGAUUCCGAAUAGCCUCGGGGUGCUAUUGGCGGCGGUUCAGCUGGCGCUGCACGCCGUCUUUUACAAGUCCACGAGGGAGAAGAUGGCGGAGAGGCGGCGGGGAGCGGAUGGGACGGGCUCGGCCGAGGUGGUGGUCAACGGAGACGCUGAGAAGGUGGGGCCUGCGCCGCCAAAUCGGCUGCACCCCUCGCCAGAGACUCACGAGAAGUGA